Monopterus albus (swamp eel) is the source of this 649-nucleotide messenger RNA. RefSeq names its product cysteine-rich protein 1. The record is from RefSeq and is a predicted model, not a curated record. Bases 165 to 368 code for a protein of 67 amino acids. The transcript is spliced from 4 exons. Gene Ontology annotation, molecular function: zinc ion binding. NCBI's taxonomy places the organism in Eukaryota, Metazoa, Chordata, Actinopteri, Synbranchiformes, Synbranchidae. Gene Ontology annotation, biological process: regulation of gene expression; intrinsic apoptotic signaling pathway in response to DNA damage.
CACAUCCUGGUUUUGACUUCACAAGACGCAAGCAUAUCUGCAGCUUAAUGGUUUUCCUGUCAAUUUUCAUUUCGCAUACUUAUGCACAUGUAUGGUGUCAAAGAUUUAUUUUCUCAGUACUCCAACUAAAGUGAACAGUGUACAAUAAAUAACUAUAUACAAUCAUGGUAGGCUACUGUCCAAUCUGUGGGAAGCCCGUCUACUUUGGUGAGAAGAAGCGAUCUUUGGGGAGGGACUACCACCCUCUGUGUCUGAAGUGUCAAAAAUGUAACAGGCAACUCACAGCUGGGCAACAUGCUGAGUAUGAUGAGAAGCCGUACUGUUCAUACUGCUACAUGAAGCAGUUUGGUCCAAGAGGUAACAGGUGACUGGAGUGUUGCCACGGCAUGGUGCCUCCCCUCCAAAAAAAUCCAAACUGAGCUAAAAUGGACGAAUUCUGACACAAAAAGACACACAGAGCCUGUUUAUUGGCCAAAUAAAUAAAUAUGAAUUAUGGACCGACUAUCACUGACUAUCAUUUACAACUUUAAAGAAUUCGAUAUUUAUAAAUGUGUGACUACUUAAUGCCAUGUCAUUGUUCACUUUUAUAAUGUUACUUAAUUUUGCCUGUAUAAAAAUAUAAUUCACUAUGAAUAAAUGCAUCUUAACA